AUGUCUGAUCUUGCUGCCGCCUACCAGGCUCUACAAAGUGAACUAGAAGUGUUAGUGAUUGCUAGACAGAAACUGGAAACUCAAUUGCAAGAAAAUAAAAUUGUUAGUGAAGAGUUUAGUGAACUGAAGGAGGACACCCAAGUGUACAAGCUGACUGGUAACGUCUUAUUACCAGUGGAACAAUCUGAAGCUAAUUCGAAUGUUGCAAAAAGACUAGAGUUUAUACAGACUGAGAUUGGUCGUUGUGAAAACAAUCUAAAGGCUAAGCAACAGGAACAAGAGAAACUAAGAGCCGAAUUGAUCAAACUUCGCGGUGCUCAAUAG
This is a messenger RNA of Torulaspora delbrueckii, 324 nucleotides long. It is a transcript of the gene YKE2, whose product is annotated as tubulin-binding prefolding complex subunit YKE2. Gene Ontology annotation, biological process: chaperone-mediated protein complex assembly; protein folding. The transcript has a single exon. The coding region runs from base 1 to 324 and encodes 107 amino acids. Gene Ontology annotation, molecular function: protein-folding chaperone binding. Gene Ontology annotation, cellular component: prefoldin complex; cytoplasm. NCBI's taxonomy places the organism in Eukaryota, Fungi, Ascomycota, Saccharomycetes, Saccharomycetales, Saccharomycetaceae. The record is from RefSeq and is a predicted model, not a curated record.